CUUAACCCCCGAAUGAUCUUUGUUCCAGCACUCUCGAUACCAAGUCGGGUAGCCCUUAUUCCCAUCGGAAGCACUGGCGCCGAGUGCAGCAGCAGUUCCUGGAGCAGCAGCAGGGCCGCAUGACGCGGCCCGUUAGCAUCGUAAACUACAACCGACAGGAGUCAUAUGACAUGUUCAAUGUACCGGGCAGCCCGUACCACAUACGAAAGCCUAUGCCAGCGUGGGAGAAGAGUCGAUUAUGGGUAGAACAGCAACAGAAGCAUCAGCAGCGCCGUCAUAACGAUGAAGAUAACGAUAACGACUGGAUGAGCAGUCAAGAGUCUGGACUGAACCUGAACCACGACGAUGACGAUGAACAUCAUCAUACACAAAAGCACCAGCAUCAUAAUCAUCGCUCCAAUCGAGCCGGCAUUUUCAGGGGGAGCCUCGCUAAUGAAGAUUUCGAAGAUCGUCCCAAUCUGCACCAGCAACCGCAGUCCGGUUUUCCAGUUAUCCUGCAAAGUGUUCGAACCAUGAGACACGUGCGGCACAGGUUGAGACGCGAUCCCGAACACCAGGGAAGACGUGCCAUCAGAUCAUCCCGGGUCAUCAACAAGGCCGGCGAACGGAAUGUUCUGUUUCUGAACCUACCGCAGAAGUCGGUUAGGUUUGUGAAGGAUCUCGUCACUACGUUGGUGGAAGAACAAUGGCGCUACACGCUCACCGCAUUCAUGUUGAGCUUCUUUAGCAGCUGGAUCUUGUUUGCCAUCCUCUGGUACCUAGUGGCAUAUGCCCAUGGGGAUCUUAUCUUCGAUCCGGAAACGGGUGAACGACUUGGCGAUGGGGCUAUGCCAUGCGUGGAAGGUGCCACAACCUUUGCCGGGUUCUUGCUGUUCAGCAUCGAAACCCAAGUGUCCACCGGAUAUGGUGCCAAAGUACCAACGGAGGAAUGUCCAGAGGCGAUGUUCCUUCUGAUUGUACAGAUCGUGAUUGGCCUAGUGAUAGACGCCGCCAUGGUGGGAAUCGUGUACGCAAAGAUGGUGCGGCCACCGAAAAAGAUCUCAGAUAUGAAGUUCAGCAAAAAGGCCGUUAUAUGCCAGCGGGAUGGCAAGCUGUGCUUCGUGUUCCGGCUUUGUGACGUUAAACAACAGCAUGCCAUCGAAACUAAGGUGACCGCGGUUCUGCUGGAACAACGACGCUCUUUGGAAGGGGAGGUCAUUGAAAAGAACGAAUCCUUCAUGAAGUUGGAGAAUAACGGUCGCAUUCUGCUAAUGUGGCCCAUAACGGUUUGCCAUGUGAUAGACAGCGAGAGUCCACUAUUUGAUAUCUCAGCAAAAGAUCUUCUAGAAAAGAAGUUUGAAAUUGUGAUAACGCUAACCGGUGGCACAAUGACGACUGGACAAGUCACGGAAGCAAGGACGUCCUAUGUGCCCGGAGAAAUCUACUGGGGUCACCGCUUCCAGAACAUAAUCAUGUAUGAUAGGGCUCAUGAGCACUACGUGGCUCAUAAUGAGCAUAUGGACGUCCUCGAACCAGUGGACACACCUCUAUGCAGUGCCCGACGUUUGGAAGAAGUGCUUAAGGAAGUGAAACAAUUUAUGGAGCAUGAUAGAGAGCGGGAGUUUGACGACCUAGAGAUCAAACCGGAGCCUACCAGGCAACAAGAAGAUGAGGAUAGCGACUCAGACGGUGGUCUGCGGAUGGAACAACUCAAGUCAUCUUGCUCUUCUCCCAAGGAGGAAACCAACUCGAAUCAACCAGCACGUGUAGAAACAUUUCCUGUUUCAAAAUAAAUUAAAAUAUAAAAUUUCUCACAACUAGCAGUAAUUAAAGAUAUUAUUUGGAUUAUAUAUAAUGUAAUAAUACCAAA
Messenger RNA from Aedes aegypti (yellow fever mosquito), 1849 nucleotides. RefSeq names its product ATP-sensitive inward rectifier potassium channel 11. Bases 120 to 1772 code for a protein of 550 amino acids. Gene Ontology annotation, biological process: regulation of monoatomic ion transmembrane transport; potassium ion import across plasma membrane. Gene Ontology annotation, molecular function: inward rectifier potassium channel activity. The record is from RefSeq and is a predicted model, not a curated record. NCBI's taxonomy places the organism in Eukaryota, Metazoa, Arthropoda, Insecta, Diptera, Culicidae. The transcript is spliced from 5 exons. Gene Ontology annotation, cellular component: plasma membrane.